Messenger RNA from Jatropha curcas, 1280 nucleotides. RefSeq names its product COP9 signalosome complex subunit 6a. The record is from RefSeq and is a predicted model, not a curated record. Gene Ontology annotation, biological process: protein deneddylation. NCBI's taxonomy places the organism in Eukaryota, Viridiplantae, Streptophyta, Magnoliopsida, Malpighiales, Euphorbiaceae. Gene Ontology annotation, molecular function: protein binding; metallopeptidase activity. Gene Ontology annotation, cellular component: COP9 signalosome.
UCUCAAGCCCAACACAGAACAAAAAUAUGGAAAAUAAUGGAAAUCGUCUUGAGUGUCUGACUGGAGUGUAUAUUAGUAUAUAGCGAAACUGCAAAAGAGUUCUUAAAAGUAAAUUCCUUUUUUUAACUAAGCCUAAAACCCCAACAUCCCUCGAUCUAGCGUUUAAUUUCCUCAGACUCUGCUUUGAUUAGGCAGUUGGGAUCGAAGGGAACCAAAACGACAACAAUGGCGUCAUCGUCGAGCAGUGGUUUAACGUUCAAGCUGCACCCGCUCGUUAUAGUUAACAUAUCGGAUCACUACACUCGGGUCAAGUCUCAGAUGAACCCUCCCGUUACUUCAAAUAACAACAGCAACGGUAGCGGAGUCGCUCCAGCUCAAGCACCGCCACCGAGAGUCUACGGAUGUGUUAUAGGAGUGCAGAGAGGGCGCACUGUCGAGAUCUUUAAUAGUUUUGAGCUUCUUUAUGAUCCCAUCAGUCAUUCCCUCGACCGCCCUUUUCUUGAGAAGAAGCAAGAGCUUUAUAAAAAGGUUUUUCCUCACUUUUAUAUAUUGGGAUGGUAUUCGACUGGAAGUGAUGCUGAGGAAUCUGAUAUGCAUAUUCACAAGGCUUUGAUGGAUAUUAAUGAAAGUCCCGUUUAUGUUCUAUUGAAUCCUUCAAUCAAUCCAGCUCAGAAGGAUCUGCCUGUGACUAUUUAUGAAAGUGAACUGCACGUUAUUGAUGGCAUUCCACAGCUCAUCUUUGUUCGAUCAAGUUACACAAUUGAGACAGUGGAAGCUGAACGUAUCUCAGUUGAUCAUGUGGCACACCUUAAGCCAUCUGAUGGAGGCUCUGCAGCAACUCAAUUGGCUGCCCACCUUACUGGCAUACAUAGUGCUAUCAAGAUGUUGAAUAGCAGAAUUAGGGUGCUUCAUCACUAUCUUGCUGCAAUGCAGAAAGGUGAAAUUCCUUGUGAGAACUCCUUAUUGAGACAAGUAUCAAGCCUUUUAAGAAGACUGCCAGCCAUUGAAUCAGAAAAAUUUCAAGAUGAUUUCUUGAUGGAAUACAAUGAUACAUUAUUGAUCACUUACCUUGCCAUGUUCACAAACUGCUCAAGCACAAUGAACGAGCUAGUUGACAAAUUCAACACUGCCUAUGACAGGCACAGUCGAAGGGGUGGACGAACUGCUUUUAUCUGAAAAAUUGCCAGCUCUUAUAUGACAGUUAAUGCUGCUGAUUUCAUUACCUUUCGAGGACUGAUUGCUUCUUCUUUCUUUCUUUUUUUUUUUUUUUUUUUUUUUUU